This is a messenger RNA of Melozone crissalis (California towhee), 2326 nucleotides long. It is a transcript of the gene TRIM36, whose product is annotated as tripartite motif containing 36. Gene Ontology annotation, molecular function: zinc ion binding; protein binding. The transcript has 11 exons. Lineage: Eukaryota; Metazoa; Chordata; Aves; Passeriformes; Passerellidae. The record is from RefSeq and is a predicted model, not a curated record. Bases 1 to 2223 code for a protein of 740 amino acids.
AUGGAGGCGGCCGCGGACAGCGCCCGGUUCGCCUACAUCCAGGAGCUGCUGCGGCGGGACAAGAUUGCCAUUAAGGGUAUUGAAAGAGAGCUUAUCUGCCCAGCCUGCAAGGAAUUGUUUACCCAUCCACUGAUCCUUCCCUGCCAGCACAACAUCUGUCACAAAUGUGUGAAAGAAAUACUUUUUGCAUUUGAAGACUCCUUUGCUGAUGGAGGCUCUGAAUCCUCUAAUCAGAGUAGCCCUCGAAUUAGAAUCACUGCUUCUAGCAUGGACAGAAUUGACAGGAUUAAUAGAGCAGCCUCACAGAGGAGGUCUUUUGGGUGCAGAGGCAGAAAACGCAAUUCACUGACUCCUAGAUCAACUCUGUUUCCUUGUCCGAGUUGCCAGCGGGAUAUUGAUCUUGGGGAGCGUGGCAUCAAUGGCUUAUUUCGCAACUUCACUUUGGAAACCAUUGUGGAAAGAUACAGACAGGCAGCCAGGGCAGCCAUUGCUAUCAUGUGUGAUUUCUGCAAACCUCCAGCUCAGGAGUCCACGAAGAGUUGCAUGGACUGCAGUGCAAGCUAUUGCAAUCCAUGUUUCAAAAUACACCAUCCUUGGGGAACAGCGAAAGCCCAGCAUGAAUAUGUAGGACCAACCACCAACUUCAGACCCAAGAUUUUGAUGUGUCCAGAACAUGAAAUGGAGAGAGUAAACAUGUACUGUGAAAUCUGCAGAAGGCCUGUUUGUCAUCUUUGCAAACUGGGUGGAGGUCAUGCAAACCAUAGGGUAACAACCAUGAGCACUGCCUACAAAACCCUUAAGGAGAAACUUUCAAAAGAUAUCGAGUACCUCAUCAGUAAGGAGAGCCAGGUGAAGGCUCACAUCACACAGCUGGACCUGCUGAUGAAAGAAACUGAGUGCAACAGUGAAAUAGCUAAACAAGAAGCAUCUCAGAGUUUUGAGAAAUUAUAUUGUGUCCUGGAAGAGAAGAAAUCUGCAGCUCUUAGGGCAAUUGAAACUUCUAAGAAUAUAAGGUUGGAAAAAUUGCAAACACAAGUGGAAGAAUACCAAGGGCUCCUGGAAAAUAAUGGCCUUGUAGGAUAUGCUCAAGAAGUGCUUAAAGAAACAGAUCCCUCUUGUUUUGUUCAAACAGCAAAACAACUUCAUGUCAGAAUCCAAAAAGCUACUGAGUCUCUGAGGAGCUUUAUGCCAGCAGCUGCAACUACUUUUGAAGACUUUGUGGUGGACACUGCCAAGCAAGAAGACAUCCUUGGUGACUUGUCCUUCCAUUCCAAUGGUCUAGAAAUACCAGAAAUCAACGAAGAGCAGAGCAGAAUGUACAACAAAGCUCUGAUCAGCUGGGAAUGCUCUGGGAAGACAGAUUCAGCUGAUAUCUAUGUCCUUGAGUAUCAUAAACUUAAUAAAGAAGAGGAGAGUGUGACAUGGCAGAAGACUGAAGUGUGUGGCAAGAGCAAGGUGUUGUCUGAUCUCGAUGAUGACAGCAGCUACGCCUUUAGAGUUCGAGGUUACAAAGGGUCCAUCUGCAGCCCUUGGAGCCGGGAAGUUAUCAUGCGUACUCCUCCAGCUCCGGUUUUCAGUUUUCUUUUUGAUGACAAAUGUGGGUACAACAAUGAGCAUCUCGAGCUGAACCCAAGAAGAACAUCUGUGGAAAGUAGGGCUGGAUUUCCUCUGCUUCUGGGAUCUGAGCGCUUGCAGGUUGGAUGCUUCACAACCCUGGAUUACAUCAUUGGUGACACUGGGAUUGCCAAAGGGAAGCACUUCUGGGCUUUUAAUGUUGAAGCCUACUCAUACCUGGUGAAAGUGGGAGUUGUUCCUAGCAGCAAGAUACAGAAAUUGUUCCACAAUACCUCUGAUGUUAUCAAUCCAAGAUACGAGCAGGACAGCGGUCAUGACAGUGGGAGUGAAGAUACCUUCUUCGACUCAUCGCAGCCUUGCACACUGGUCACUUUAGGCAUGAAGAAGUUCUUUAUCCCUGCCACACCUGCUGCUCCCAAGGAUCCAGCCAGCAGAAUCCUUCCUCUGCCGUCGUGCUUGGGCGUCUGCCUUGACUGUGACAGAGGCAGGGUGGGGUUUUACGAUGCAGGCCGCAUGAAGUGCCUGUAUGAGUGUGAGGUGGAUUGCUCCGGCCUGAUGUACCCAGCGUUUGCCCUGAUGGGCAGUGCGGCAGUGCACCUUGAGGAGGCUGUCACAGCCAAGGACAGGGAGUACCACGAUGACAUCUAGUGCAGUAAACUCUUACCAUUGCUGUUCUGAGACAGAAAAUGAAAGCAGAAGAAUUCUACCUUAGCUUUUAGUCCUGAUAAAUUAUAUUCCACCUGCAAGUUGC